Molecule: messenger RNA, 703 nt
Organism: Propithecus coquereli (Coquerel's sifaka)
Lineage: Eukaryota; Metazoa; Chordata; Mammalia; Primates; Indriidae
Gene: TSPO
Product: translocator protein (18kDa)
Exons: 4
Coding region: 101-610 (169 amino acids)
Cellular component (GO): endoplasmic reticulum; membrane
Molecular function (GO): cholesterol binding
Source: RefSeq, a predicted model, not a curated record
GGCGGGCCGGGGGACCGCGGCCACCACCUCCCGCCGCGCAGUGUUCUUUCCCGAGCGUGCCCUCACCGCUGAGCUUUCCGGAACAGCGGCGGCCACAGUCAUGGCCCCCCCUUGGGUGCCCGCCGUGGGCUUCACGCUGGCGCCCAACCUGGGGUGCUUCCUGGGCUCCCACUUUGUGCGCGGCGAGGGCCUGCGCUGGUACGCCGGCCUGCAGAAGCCCUCGUGGCACCCGCCCCGCUGGGCGCUGGGCCCCAUCUGGGGCACGCUCUACUCGGCCAUGGGGUAUGGCUCCUACAUGGUCUGGAAAGAGCUGGGGGGCUUCUCGGAGGAGGCGGUGGUUCCCCUGGGUCUGUACGCUGGGCAGCUGGCCCUGAACUGGGCAUGGCCCCCCAUCUUCUUUGGCGCCCGGCAGAUGGGUUGGGCCGUGGUGGACCUUCUGCUGACCAGUGGGGUGGCGGUGGCCACGACUGUGGCCUGGCACCGGGUGAGCCCACCGGCCGCCCGCCUGCUCUACCCCUACCUGGCCUGGCUGGCCUUCGCGGCCACACUCAACUACUGCGUAUGGCGGGACAACCGCGGCCGGCGUGGGGGCCGGCGGGGCCUGGAGUGAGUGCCCAGCCUGCGAGGACUGUGGCCGGUGCCAGCAUGUGUCGUUGGUGGCGGUGGCUGUCACGUUUUCACGGCCGCCGGGCCUGCUGCUCUG